Molecule: messenger RNA, 831 nt
Organism: Mollisia scopiformis
Lineage: Eukaryota; Fungi; Ascomycota; Leotiomycetes; Helotiales; Mollisiaceae
Product: S-adenosyl-L-methionine-dependent methyltransferase
Exons: 3
Coding region: 1-831 (276 amino acids)
Molecular function (GO): methyltransferase activity
Source: RefSeq, a predicted model, not a curated record
AUGGCAGCUGUAGAAAAAAGAAUUGACCUUGGGCCGGACGACAAGGAGAUUGAACGUUUGACGGCACAGCACAAAAUUAUGAAAUCGUGUUAUGAAAAGCUGAUACUCGCACCAAUCGACCUUUCCAAGCCAGGACUUCGUAUUCUAGACUCGGGUUGUGCAGAUGGACUCUGGUUGAGAGAGGUUCAGCCAUUGAUAGCUUCACCUCAUUCCCUGAUUGGCACAGAUUUCAAUCCAAAUCUCUUCCCAUCUGAUCCGCCUGGACAGAUCAUGCACCAAGCACAAGAUAUAACGAAGCCCUGGCCAGCUGACUGGGCCAACAGCUUCGACUUUGUUCAUCAGCGGCUUGUACUAGGCGGGUGUGGUCCGUUUGGCCCGGAGAAAGCUGUCAAGCAUAUGAUCGAACUAGUGAAGCCAGGUGGAUGGAUACAGCUGGAUGAGAUGGACUUAGCCGGUGAGCAACAGCUUCCAGGAAUGGGCGGAGAACUCGGGAGAAUCAUCAGAGCUGUAUUCGAAGCAAGCGGAGGACAGUGGGACUUUGCCACGAAGAUGAAGCAAUGGAUGAUCGAAGCUGGUCUUGAAAAUGUCGAGGAGAAGACCAUUCAUGUUGCUUUCGGGAAGUCAAAUCCAGAUCCAGAGAUUGCAAAGUUGGGAAUCUGGAGUCUGACCACCAGCACGAAAGCUCUGUGCUUUGCUGGAAAGACAGAAAUGGGCAUAAAGGGAUUCACGGAAGCAGAGCUAGACUCGAUGGGUGAAAGAUGUGAGAAGGAGCUGAUUGAAACCGGAGUAGAUUCUCCUAUGCUUUCAGUCUGGGGCCGGAAACCCUUAUAA